CGAGGUCACCAUCGUCAAAAACAUACUUGUCAUUUGCUAAGACGGAUUCGAAUAACCCAAUCCACUAAAAUACUUCGUGGUACUCUCAAUCCAACCCUCACAAUGGCGAAAAGUUCCCGCUCAAGCACCCGCAAGGCGAACAACCAACGCCUGAAGUCUAAAGUCUUCGGCCCCGUCGAAGCAGCAAGAGCCGAGCGCCUCUCUGCUAAGCUCCUCGAGUUAGCCGCGCAACCCAAACCCCCGAAGCCCGAAAGCGACGACAUUAAGAUUGUGGACGCUGGAGAGGAAGAGGUGAAGAUAGGCGAGGACGCCGCAGCGGUCAAUGUCAAUGAUAAUGCCAUGGAUAUCGACAGCGUGAAGCCCGCGCCAGCUAAGCGAAGCGAUAAGAAGCGCAUUGAGAAGCGGAGAACCAGGAGCAAGAUUGUCUUCCCCAAGUACGGCGACAAGAUGAAGACAAAGAAGCGCUAAUUAUAAGGGGUGACGAAAAGUAGAGGGUCGGAAAACUGCAUCGCUUGGCGUUUGGUUG
Molecule: messenger RNA, 526 nt
Organism: Annulohypoxylon maeteangense
Lineage: Eukaryota; Fungi; Ascomycota; Sordariomycetes; Xylariales; Hypoxylaceae
Exons: 3
Coding region: 103-468 (121 amino acids)
Cellular component (GO): preribosome, large subunit precursor
Source: RefSeq, a predicted model, not a curated record